Messenger RNA from Ostreococcus lucimarinus CCE9901, 1428 nucleotides. RefSeq lists its product with no specific name. The record is from RefSeq and is a predicted model, not a curated record. Gene Ontology annotation, molecular function: GPI mannosyltransferase activity; alpha-1,6-mannosyltransferase activity. Gene Ontology annotation, cellular component: mannosyltransferase complex; endoplasmic reticulum membrane. The coding region runs from base 1 to 1428 and encodes 475 amino acids. NCBI's taxonomy places the organism in Eukaryota, Viridiplantae, Chlorophyta, Mamiellophyceae, Mamiellales, Bathycoccaceae. The transcript has a single exon. Gene Ontology annotation, biological process: GPI anchor biosynthetic process.
AUGCCGCGCGACGGCGACGGCGCGACCGACGGGCGCGCGACGCGCGCGGCGUUCGGGACGUUCCUGCGCGACGCCUCGCGACGGCGCGACGGCGGCGCGACGACGACGACGACGCGGGCGAUGAUGUUUCGACGCGGCGCGCGGACGCGCGCGGUCGCGCUGUGCGUCGUGCUCGCGACGCGGCUCGCGAUGCCGGCGUACGACGCCUCGCGAGGGCUCGCGCGCGCGUCGACGACGCGACGCGACGCGACGCGGCGAGGCGGACUCGCGGACGUCGCGUGCGAGGGCGUGCGCGCGGCGACGUCGUGGGACGGCGAACAUCACGUCGGGAUCGCGGUGCGAGGGUACGAGUUCGAGCAUCAGCACGCGUUUUAUCCGGGGCUCGCGAUGGCGACGCGGGCGACGACGGCCGCGGUGGGACGCGCGGCGAGGCUGGCGGGGGCGAGGACGACGCGGGACGACGCGCGGGAGGAGUGCGCGGCGGGCGCGGCGGCGGUGGCGAUUAACGCGUACGCGUUCGCGCGGAGCGUGGAGGCGAUGUACGCGCUGUCGACGCAGUUGCUGAGGGAUGAGGCGCUGGCGGAAGCCGCGGCGACGCUGUACGCGAUGAAUCCGGCGAAUGUGUUUUACGGAAGCGCGUACGCCGAGGCGGGAUUCGCGUACGCGCAGUUCGCCGCGGGGUCGCUGUUGCAAGAAAAUAAGGUGCUGCACAGCGGCGUGUUGUUCGGCGUCGCGACGAUGUUCCGCUCGAACGGGGUGCUGUGCGUCGUCUUGUUGCUCGGACACGCCGGGCGAGAGAUGUUUCGUUUACUGCGCGACGCGAACGACGAGACGCGCCAUCGUCGCGCGGCGCGACACUUGAAGCGAGCGAUGAUCGCGAUCGCGCUGACCGUCGCGCCGCACUACGCGUUCGCUCAGUUCGGGGACAUGCGAUAUUGCAACGGCGCCGUAUUCGACGGCGCGGAGCGACCGUAUUGUCGCCCAAAGUCGUGGCGCAACCUGUACGGAUACGUUCCGAGCGGGAUGUAUUCUUUCAUUCAGAGGCAUUACUGGAAUCUAGGCUUCAUGUCGUCCUAUCGCGCGCGAAACCUCGGGAACGUCUUGCUCGGCGCGCCCGCCAUCGCGCUCGGGUUUUACCUCACGAAGCGCUUUGCUUGGUCGCGAGACGCGCGCGUCUUCGUCAAGGAGGAGCAGCGCUUCUUCGUCGGCGCGUACUUCGUCAAACUCGGGGUGAUGACCGUCAUAGCGGCGACGUACAUGCACGUGCAAGUCGCCACGCGAUUUUUGAGCACCUCGCCGGCGAUGUAUUGGGGUCUGGCCCACCUCGGUCGCCACAGCAAAGCGUGGAGACGCUUCAUCGCGACGUACCACGUCUCCUACGCCCUCGUCGGCGCCGCGCUCUUCGCCAAUUUCUACCCGUGGACGUGA